AUGGCUGAAGAAGCGUUGGCAAACACUAAGGAAGCGAACCGAGCGGAAAGCGAGAAAACACCGCGUCGCCACAACCCGCUAUCGAAGAAACGAGGUAGAACGUCACCAGAAGAGGUGGCAGUGAAUAAGCUUAAAAAGCUUAAAGAUAUUCACGAAGGGCCUAUGAUCCAGAAAACGGAGGAGGUAGUAGUCGAAAAAGAUGGUUGGAACACGGCCACUGGCAAGAAAAAGAAGGAGCCAAAGAUGCACCCACGAAAGCUGAGAAAGAAAGGUGACUCCCUAGUGGUGGAACUAAAGGACAAAGGCACCUACGCUGAACUCCUGCGAAGAGUAAGGAAUGUCCCUGUACUCAAGGAACUGGGUGACACCGUGGCGAGAACCAGGCGCACGCAAAACGGAGAUAUGUUUUUUGAGUUGCAGAAGCACCCUUCGGUCAAGAGCUCUACCUAUAAGCAGGUGGUAGAAAACUCCUUGGGUGGCGAGGUGAAGACUACGAAUCAAUCGAACCCAAGCUUGAAAGAGGUAGCUUGGCCCAAGCUACUCGUAGGUCUAGAUAACAUCAGCUUGUACGUUCCUCUGAAGCUGCGAGAAGGGGCGCCAGCACAUCCAAUCGGUGCCAAAUGUCGGUUGGGUUGGAAUAUUUAUGGGUACGUUCCAAACCACUCGAAUCAGUCUGCGAUCGUCGGUUUCCACAUCGGGACAGUUUCCGACACUGAUUGUGAACUAAAUGAGCAGCUUCGUUACUACUUCACCCUCGAGAAGCGCUCAAUACAGCUGCUACAGGAAACUAUUCGACGAACACUUACAGACCCAGAAUCCAGAUCGGUACAAGUCAGGAAUUGUCAUCUGAGCCUGCUACAACAACAACAACAACAACAACAACAACAACAACAACAACAACAACAACAACAACAACAACAACAACAACAACAACAACAACAACAACAACAACAACAACAACAACAACAACAACAACAACAACAACAACAACAACAACAACAACAACAACAACAACAACAACAACAACAGCAACAACAACAACAACAACAACAGCAGCAACAACAACACAAACAACAACAACAACAACAACAACAACAACAACAACAACAACAACAACAACAACAACAACAACAACAACAACAACAACAACAACAACAACAACAACAACAACAAUAUUCAACAGAGCCCACUGUCAAACCCCGCCGCAUCCUAUCAGCAUCUUUGGCUCGAGCAGCACGUUCCGCAUCCUAG
Sabethes cyaneus is the source of this 1251-nucleotide messenger RNA. RefSeq lists its product as uncharacterized. The transcript has 3 exons. NCBI's taxonomy places the organism in Eukaryota, Metazoa, Arthropoda, Insecta, Diptera, Culicidae. The record is from RefSeq and is a predicted model, not a curated record. Bases 1 to 1251 code for a protein of 416 amino acids.